UCAAACCUGACACAGGCUGAUGUUCCAACCCCAUUAUGAAUGUAAAUCUGACGGGGUUUCCUCUGUUUAUUUUGCUGGUGCUGCAUGCACAACUGUCUAAGAGCUACCCAAAAGUAGUUAUUGCAUCUCAAGAUGGUGAGCCUUGCCUUCUCUGCCAUCAUGUCCCUUCAACGGAUUCCAAGUUUAAUCUAACCUUGAUGAGAGGCAAUAAGAAACAGGAAGUUUGCAUGGUGUACACUGAUGGAAAAAAUACCUCCUUUUAUAGCUGGAAUGACAAUCCUAAAUGUAACUGGACAAAAUCCAAUGAUAGCAGCAUUUCCUUCACUCUAUCCAAUUUCGACAUCAAGCACACAGAUAAUUACACUUGUGAAAUUAGGAUUUUUUACCCCCCUCCAUUUCGAAGCAUUAUUAUCAAUGAGACAUAUGUUUACAUUCAUGAUUUACAACAGUGUGGAAGUGGAAUGCAGGAAUUUAUUAUAUGGAUUUUAACUGGUCUUGCUGUAUUUCUAUUCCUUUGCUGCAUUUUUACAUUCUGUCUUUGGAUCCAAAAUAGGUUUCGGAGGAAAUGUUUAUCCCAAGGAAACACCCAGAAUAAUGAAUGCAACAGUGAAUACAUGCCAAUGGCAUCUGUCAACCCAGCUAAACGCCCAGUUAUUCCAAGGCUAUGAGCUGCACACAGUGAUGAGGAAAACAAAGAUUCCUGAACACCAAGCACAGAUAGUAUUGGGAAUGCUAAUAAUUUAAAUGUAGCGAUGCAUCUGGAACUAGGGAUGAAAGUUUUCACAAACAGAAACCAUUAGUUGGCUCAAAGGGCAGCAAACUCCCCCCCCAAAAAAGCUGUCACUGUUAACAUGGACAACUAUCAGAAGAUAAAAGGGCAGCUGUUUUGCAAAGUAAUAUUUGCAGCUCCUGAUCUACAAGAUGUUGUUCCACUCCUAUAGGCAAAUGGGGAUUUGUUUCUGAUCAGUUCAUACUUUAUUCCAUCGGUGGUGGAACUUCUGAGAAAGAAGACCCUGUGCUUCCUCAGUGAUCCCCUGUGAUUUUUUUUGAUUGGCGGGAGGGGUCACGGGUUAUCUCGCAGGGAAGUUAUGUCUCUGAUGUCCAUCCUACUGGGCAGUUUAGCACAAGAAAUGUUUUUGUGAGAUAUAACUGUAUAAUAAAGAUAUUAUAAAGAUGCUUGUAACCACUGGACUGGGAGUCAAUAGGCCCAGGCCCACCCUCACCUGCCCAAUAAAUAGUACUGUCUAUGGCAUCUUACAGCAGCCCCUUUGAAUUUUGACAAAAGCCACAAAUUGCCAGUCUGGGCCUUCUUGUAACUAUAGUACUUGCUAGGUGCAAGCCAUUAGUACUGACUGUGACAUCUGCAAGAGCGCACCCUUUAACAGUCAUUUUUAGAGCACUUCUGUCUGGGGGCUGACUGCGCUUACAUGUGUAAUUUUGCUGUAUAUGUGUUAUUACAAUAAAUGUAACUGCACUGCUUUGAACUGUUUUGCUCUGGGUUUGUAAACCAUUGUUUGGUUUCUCUAAUAAGUAUAUGAUCCCAUAGGGAA
Molecule: messenger RNA, 1550 nt
Organism: Xenopus tropicalis (tropical clawed frog)
Lineage: Eukaryota; Metazoa; Chordata; Amphibia; Anura; Pipidae
Gene: icos
Product: inducible T-cell costimulator
Exons: 6
Coding region: 36-668 (210 amino acids)
Biological process (GO): T cell costimulation
Cellular component (GO): plasma membrane
Source: RefSeq, a predicted model, not a curated record